Molecule: messenger RNA, 4455 nt
Organism: Astyanax mexicanus (Mexican tetra)
Lineage: Eukaryota; Metazoa; Chordata; Actinopteri; Characiformes; Acestrorhamphidae
Gene: mbd1b
Product: methyl-CpG binding domain protein 1b
Exons: 15
Coding region: 398-2995 (865 amino acids)
Molecular function (GO): DNA binding; zinc ion binding
Source: RefSeq, a predicted model, not a curated record
GCGCUUACCUUAAGCAAAGCCCCGAAGUUUUAUAAACUCCACAGAAGCGGGUUUUUUUUUUUAUUAGAUAUCGGUAAUGUUAGUGUUGCUGUGUUAUAAGGAGGCGGGAGCUGCUGUUCUGGGGUUAUAAACAGUGCAGCUGUACUGAGUCUGCGCAUUGCUGACACCGCUAGCCCCGACUCUAGCUCACUCCCUAGGCGGCCUAGUUUAGGGAACACUGGGCUUGUUGGGCACCGACCAUUCUGUUAGCUAGCUUAGCUAAACAAGGCUAAGCUAACUUGUGAUAGCUAUCUGAUCAUGGCAGAGGAAAGAGGCGCCAACGGCCCCUCAGUAACUCCGGAGCUGCAGCGGUUCUGAACAGCGAAAACCUUUAGGAGAUCCAGGUUUUAAGGGAGUCAUGGAGAAAGAAGCAGAGGGGGAUGAAGGAGCCGCUCUGGCUGGGAGGGACACUGAGAUGGAGACCAGCGUGGAUAACCCGGAGGAGCCCCCGGCGGACUGGCUCCAGCCUCUGGAGGAGGAGGACUGCGGUGAUGAAGAUGGUCAGAGCGGAGAUCAGGACAUGGAGAGCCUGGCGGGGAGCGAGCUCAGCGGGAGUGUAGCCGGCAGUGACUGGAACCUCGCCGGAGGCAAAACCACCAGAAAAGUUCGGCAGGUGAGGCGUCGGGUUGGAGAUGAGGACUGGGAGGACUGGCCGGCACUGGGGGAGGGCUGGAAACGCAGAACAGUGCUACGGCGCUCUGGCAUGAGCAUGGGCCAAAUAGACACGUACUACAUGAGCCCUUCAGGUGAUCGAGUGCGGAGUAAGAUUGAGCUGUCGAAGUACCUUAAGAACACCCUCGACCUUACAAACUAUGAUUUUAGAACCGGCAAGUUUUUUGACGGUAAACCUCAAAGAGUCCAAAGGAAGCGCAGGAAGGGACGCUCGUCUCCGGCCGACUGCGGCUUUUCCUCAGAAUCCAGUUUUCAGAAUGAAUCUGCGGAGGUGAGCGACCGCACCUACAGCCCCGGCCCCACGUUCAGCCUCAGCCGCUCCUCCGAACACCGUCUCAGUCCUCCCUCCGGCCAAAAUCGCUCCGCCGCCGCCGUCAGCCCCGCCAAAUCCCACGAUGAGAACGCCGUCACCCCCUCCACCCCCUCUGCUCCCCUCCCCACCCGGCACAGCCCGGCUAACGGAGGAUCUCCCGCCAAAACACCAGAAAUCACAACCGGAACCAAGAAAGACCCGAUGUACAUCCCGCGCCACGCUGUGCUCGGAAUUUGCUCAAGAUGUAGGAACUCGUUUACAGGAGUGGAGGGACAGACCAUGUGUGUGAAAUGCAGCAAAGCGUGCACCGCCUCGAAGGAUACCCGCAACAUUGUCUUCAGAAAGUGGCUGCCCUGCGGGUUUUGCCGGGCGUGUCAGGUGACGCAGGACUGCGGGACGUGUGCGAGCUGCAGGAACGGGAAGCUGAAUCCUGACGCCAGGCGUCCUGUUCGGUGUCGGAAGAGGAAAUGCUUGUGCCCGUCUCUGAAGAAGCCUGAUAGAUUAAACACUUUAAACCCAGACAAGCAGUACAGCGACUCUGAUGAGCAUUCAGCGUUUAACGACGAUGAUGAUGAUGAUGAUGAAGAGGAAGAUGAAGAUGAUGAUUAUAAUGAUGAAGAGGAGGAUGGUGAUAAUGACGAUGAUGAGGUGGUGAAGAAGCAGCGGCGCUCCUGCGGUCGGUGUAAAGGCUGCGUAUCUAAAACAGACUGUGGGAUGUGUGAUUUCUGUAUCGAUAAGCCGAAGUUUGGUGGAAGCAAUAAGAAGAGACAGAAGUGCCGCAGACGUCAGUGCCAAAGAGAAGCUAUGAGGCACCUGCUGCCAGAGGCGGGGCACACUCCGGUUCUCACACCGCAGGGCUGGGUGGUGCCGGGCCGGCCGAGACCGAACUACACCUACAGCCGCAAAAAAAACAGAGAGAGGUGGGACUUCGACUUCUCAGAUAAUGAAGGAGAUUCAGAGAAACGGAAAAAAGCUCCUGCUGCAGUUCUUCACCUGGAGAGAGAGAAAAUCAGCCCCUCCAGAUAUAAAGUACAGCUGAGCCCCCAACCCAGCCCCCAACCCAGCCCCCAGCCAAACCCCCAACCAAACCCCCAACCAAACCCCCAACCAAACACUCAACCAAACCCCCAGCCAAACCCCCAGCCAAACACCCAGCCGAGCCCCCAACCAAACACCCAGCCGAGCCCCCGGCCGACCCUCCAGCCGAACCCCCAACUGAACCCCCAACCCAGCCCCCAACCAAACACCCAGCCGAACAUCACCAGACCACACCCCAUCUCGAACCCGAUCCCAAACCCAAGCCUGAACCUGAUCUUAAACCCGAACACUGCGAACGGUCUGCAGGCCAGAGCUUCCAAAACCCUUCCAGCAGCAGCAGGGGUAAACGCUGGGGUUCGGCCGGUGGUUUCUGAAGCGCGAUUAGAGGAGAAAUCGCUGCAAACGAGAACCGAGAAAAAUACACCGCAGAUACAGGAGGAGGACGAGGGACCAACGAUCGCUCAGAUUUUCAGCCUGGGCUCUUACGACUCGGCGGGUAACGGCGUGGAUCUGGAGCCGGAGCUGCUGGAUCUGUUGGCGGCGCUGCGCCGCACUGCGCUGCCGGUGCUCUGGUGCCCCCUGCUGGUGGAGGGUCCGCGGCUGCAGCUGCUGCAGUGCUCCAAACUGUCAGCCAUGACGGACACCACGGUUCUGAUCGAGCCCAACUUCCGCUUCCACAUCAGCGUCCAGGCCCAGCCGCUGCUGCCCACCCACCGGCUGUACCGCGUCCACCCGCCCCGCCUCGGCUCCUCCGCCCAGGUCAUCGCUCUGCUGGAGGACCUGGAGCGCUACACUGUGUGCCGGGGCUUCGAGACGGCACCCCCUACAGGCCCGGAGCCGGUCUUUCAGCAGCGCGCCGCCACCUGCGAGUUCCUGGUGCUGCCGGAAACCAAGCGCUGCGGCCGCUGCAGGACCGAGACGCAGAAACCCUGAGAGAACCUGGAUUAUAACGAGACGAGCUGCAGAAAUCGCGGAGCUGAGCAGCGUUACGGAGCGCAGACGACUUUACAGAUGAUUUAUUACAGCUGUGAUUCCCACCGUUCAGCCCAGUUUCCCAAUCUUUUAGUUUUUAUUGAUCCAGAAGCUUUACAGCAAAACACAAACGCUCUGAAGCACAUCUGUCUAAACACAUACUUUUACUUUCUACAUCAACUUUAUUGUUUUGCAGGCGUGUUCAAUGUCACAUGUGUUUUGUUUUUUCUGUUUAAAGAUCGGGGGAAAAAUGUUUAACAGCUCAAAAAAAAAAUCUUCAAAAAUAAAAAGUGAAAUCACACAAAACCAGUCCAUCUUAAAAUGUACCAUCCUGCAAAUUAACUGAAAAUAAAAUUAUUUGAAGAAAAUAAUUUACCUGCUACUAAAAUACAACUAAUUUCUCAGAUUAAUGUUAGAUAUGACUGAAUCAGCAAAUUGAUUUUAUAUCUUUAGAAUUUGAUUUAAAGAGGAUUUAAUUCUUCAGUCAUUCACAGAAUGCUUAAGUACAGUAAUAUAAGUGUUUUACAGCACUUUCACCACAACUACAGUAGCUUUUAAUCAGUGGUGUUUGUUAAUCAUGAUUAUUUUAUUAAAACAGAACUGCUGUUUUUUUUUUUGUUUGUGUAAAAUCCUCAGAAAACACAUUUUACCACUGAAUCAAAUUCUGUUGUAAAAAAUGGUCAGAUUUACAGGUUCCUCCAGUUCUGCAGAUAAAUUUACAUUUUGUUUGUGUUUUGAUGAAGUGAAUCAAUACUAGAUCAUUUUAAUGUAUUUUAUUUUAGACUGUUUUAUCCCGUAAACACGUUUAUUUGGGUCUGUUAGUUUAAUAGUAUGAGUUUAGAAUCAACUCGUUUCUAAUUUUGAGAAACUUCUAAAACUGUCAUUUGGGUUUAUAAUAAAAAAUUAAUUCCCUUCAGGCAAUUUAACAAUAUAUAAAUAUAAACACUUUAUCCUUUUUCUUUUCAAUAAACUCAAACAUUCCACUGGACUUUACCUCAUGAUCUGUGAGCCGUUUGGGUCUUUUAUUAUAAAACCUUCAGUUUUUAGUUUGUAUAAUAUUUGCUUAUAAUAAAAUGUUACUGGUACUAAAAUGGAAAUAAGAAUAAUCUGAAGAUCAGAUCAGACUGGUCUGCUGGUUCUUUACUGGUCUGCUGGGUUUCGUCUCUCUGUGGUUUAGUUGUUCCUUCUCUUCUCAGGACUCAGGUUUCAGAAAGCGGUGAAACAGCUGGAAAAACCCGAACACAGGAACACAAACUCCACCUUCUGUUUUAUAAACUGCUUUCUGUUUGUGUAGAUUAAUAACUUUAUAUCAGAGAAUUCUAUCAACAAUCCGUUUUUCUGUGUUUUUUUUCCUCCAUCUUUAUUCAGAGGCACUGAAUAAUCAAAAUAUGAGUUAAUAAAUCAUAUUGUAUAUAAACGUU